GUCAAUAAACACCACAAGGCACGUGUCAGCGUCUCACUCUUCUCCUGACCCGCGCGCUGUCCACAACCUGCUUUAGGGACCUACACUUACCACUGUGCUUAACGGAGGAGAUGAGAGCACUCGAGACAACACUACUACUGCUAAUGGCUGUCACUGCCUCGCUGGCAGUAGUACGUCUUCCUCGCUCGUAUGAUGAACAUACAACUCUGCAGGUAGCCGGUGAAGCGGUUGAGGCUGUAUUGUUUCGGGUGACUGGUGCUGACUGCUCCGUCAUGCUCCUCACAGAUGGCUUCACCUCGGCCACUGCUGUCUUCAGUGUGAUGAAACAGCUGGUGGCCCCCUGGGGUGUAGGUGUGUUCGAGGUGGCAGUGGACGGCCAGGACGCUAACAUGACGCAGGCGCAGCUCUCCCGGGUGGUCGACGAGGCUCGGCGGCUGCGGCAGGUGUCAUGGUGCGUGACGGUGGUGGUGGUGAGCGACGACCCAGCCUUCCUUGCCGCCUUCGCUGAGUGGUCCCUCAAGGGCCGCCUCCUUGUGUGGUCGACAAGGCUCCUCGUCGUCACUCGCCUGCCCCUCCCGGAGCUCCAACUACUACACAAGAUGAUGUCGAGCAGGAAUGCCAUGUUGCUCAUUGUGGAUGCUACCUCGGAAAUUAUAAGGGGCAGCGUGUAUGUCCACCUGCCCUACAGUCCCCUGGACGCCAAGGCGUCGAUGGUUGCCUCAUGGACGCCCCACCGUGGUCUCGCGCUCACCCCCUACCUUCAGCUCUUCCCCGAAAAGUUUUCAAGAUUUGCACAAGCCCCCAAUCUGGUCGUGUCUGUGAUACCAAUGGCAAUCCACAAUGCCUUUUUGAUUGAAGAGCCAACAUCAGCAGAAGGAAAGCGACUCGUCCAUACCGGACCCAUCGCUAACGUGGUUGAAUACCUGGCAGAGGGCCUCAAUUUUACGUACACAAACGUUAUGCCUAGCGACAGGACUUUCGGUACGAAAGCAGACGAUGGAUCUUGGACGGGCAUGCUGGGAAUGGUGAAUAGAGAGGAGGCAGACAUUUCUAUAGGUCCCAUCAGUCAUACUGCCACUCGAAAUGAGGCGGUAGACUUCGCUUGGCCUCUGUGGUUUGACAGUUCGGUAAUUUUAGCUGCACUAGGUCGACCGGAGGUGAACCCAUGGGGCUUUCUGCUGCCUCUGGCGCCGCUGGUGUGGGUGGCCAUCCUGACGGCGCUAUUGAUCCUGCCUGUGGUGGUGUUCUUGUGUUCUUCAUGCCUUUCGAUCAACGCUUCCAUAGGGAGAACUUUGGGAUCGAAUACUUAUGACGCUAUUCGCAUUCUGUUACAACAGGAUGUUUCGUGUCCUGCUGACUGGUAUUGGAAACGGAUGAUGGUGGCGGUGUGGAUGUUGAUGACGCUGGUGCUCACACGGAGCUACGCCGGCAACCUCAUGGCCCUCCUGGCCGUGAGGCACAUUCCUCAACCUUACCAGAGCUUCCGUGAUGUGCUGGAUGAUCCCUCACCAAUAAUGAUCUGGCAGAGAAGCUCCAUAAAUGCGGAAUAUCUCCGUAUUGUGAAAUCCGGCAUAUUAUAUGAGGUGGCAAAUCUAAAAUAUGAAGACCGCUUGAUGUACCGGACACAAGCCGAGUACCCGCGUCUGGUGGACACCCUGGUGAGGGAAGGACAUCACAUCCUCUUCGGCGUUGGCGUCUUAAUGAGGAAUCUCAUGGCUAAAGACUACACACGAACAGGUCGUUGUGAUUUCUACACAUCUCGAGAAAAAUACUUGCCCUUCUCAGCUUCCGUUGUCAGCCAGAAGGACAAUCCCAUUAUACCCGCUAUGCAGAAGAGGUACUGUAACGUAUUUUAUCCUGUUAUUAAAGUGUGA
Messenger RNA from Homarus americanus (American lobster), 1874 nucleotides. Its product is annotated as probable glutamate receptor. The transcript has 12 exons. Gene Ontology annotation, molecular function: glutamate-gated receptor activity. Bases 111 to 1874 code for a protein of 587 amino acids. The record is from RefSeq and is a predicted model, not a curated record. Gene Ontology annotation, cellular component: membrane. Lineage: Eukaryota; Metazoa; Arthropoda; Malacostraca; Decapoda; Nephropidae.